AACGUGCAGAAGAAUUCGUUGGCUCGAACCCGGAGCUGUCUAGCCCGCGCGGGACGCCACAGAAUGCUACCCUCGGUCUAGUCCCUCGAGUGAGCUCGCCUCUUAUUGUCGACUUCUUUUAUGCACUCUUCUAGCUUUGCCAUCUCCUCUGGAGGAGACUCACCAGCCUGGCGCACGUUCUUCGCUUCAUCGGCCUACGCUGCCCGUGGCCUCUACUAUCCCUUCACUUCCAUUCAUCUGCUGGUUCAGGAAUUUGUUUUUCCUAAUUUGUGAGCUGGCUCUUGUAUACGGCGCGUGUCUAUGAUCUCGUCGUCUCUUCUUCUCACUCGCAAGCGAACGUCACUUAAUUUUCGAGCGUAAUUCCAGCAAGUCUCUUAGUUAGAUGACUUGACCACGACGGCAGGCGAUUCUUUGGCCCAAAGCCCUCGCCUGAAAGCUACUCGAACCCGGGUCCCACGAUGUUCGACAGUAUGGAUCAGCUCCAUGGUCUGAACAAUCUGAACAAUAGCUGGCAAACGAAUUCGAGUUCGCUUGGGAUCUAUCAAGCUGCUUCUAGCAGCAACUCAACCUUUGGUGUCAUCAAUGAGUUCAAGUUUCUUGCCGCAAAGUCGAUACGAACUUCUACAAUCAUCCUCGCUGUUUUCAACACGGUAUCAGCCUUUGCCACUGCAGCUGGCAUUUAUUACGACUGCUAUGUAUCAGCAACACGGUCAAAUCCAGAACGCAGGGGACGCGCCAGUAUCUUCCGAUGUGUUCGAGGACCGGAGACAUACCCGUUUGUUUUGUCUUUGGGAAUCACCAUCCAGGGCAUAAUCUUUGCUGUCUCUCAAUCAUACGGCUUACAGGGUCUUUUCAUACCCGAUUGCUCUCUGAUAUCUCAAUUCAUGUGGCCAGCGGUUUUUAUCGUACCUUACAUACAGUUAGUCUUCGGUCUUGAAGUCACUCUCCGAGCUUUCAGAAGUACACCAUUUCCACCAAGAAACAAGUGGAAUGUCCUAAUCUGCCUCGUACUGGUUAAAUGUCUUCUACUGUGUACUGGCCUAGUCGGGUUUUUCGUUCGACCUCCAAGUUUCUGCUUUGCUUCGCUAUUCUGGUUCGUGGCAAAAUGGGCAGAGGGGGGCGCCGUUCUGUUGCUCUUAAUUGCUGUCAUUUUGGCGAUCUGCAGCUUCGUCAUCUUCUUAAAAUUAACUAGACACGCAAUGAUUGAGGAAUCCGAGCGGAUUAAUGCCUCAAGAAUGGUUUACUACCUUGCACUGGCAGUAGUUACCAAUGCGUUGAUCCUACCGUUCUUCAUAUAUCUGUCCUUCAAGCAUCCCCUGAAUGACACUGCCGGACUAACAUUGUCCAUGAUCUCAACCGUCGUGGCUAAUGUUACCGGGCUCACAACUGGAGGCCUUCACCUAUUUCUCCGAUCCAGAACUAUCUCUACGAUCGGACCAAUGGACAAAUUGGCUGAGUAUGAGCGCCAAAAGUUGAAACACCAGAUUCGGGUAAGGGGAACGAAUGGUACCAUGGACUUCAACGGCCACAUGCUUCAACCCGUAUCGGGGCCUCGGUUCUCGAAAGCGGAAAGCCAAGAAGAUCUUGUAGGCGAUAAAAACAACGACGCAGAACGUGGAGAAAGUCGCUAUCCUGGGGAUUCCCCGACGUUUGGCACGAGCGUUCCAAAUCCUUUAAGAUCUAAUGCAGUGUUUGAGACCGAAAAUUUCCCACUGAUCCCCGAGCCCAUACCAAUCCCACCUACCCCCACGGCUAACAUACACAGCCGAAAGCCAUCAGCUUCCUAUACACUAUUUCCUAGCAAAAACCAAAGCAAUACAGCAUCAGUUGCACUGUUGCCGUCCACUGCCUAUAACCCUAACUCCCAGUCAACCUUAGCUCCAAAUAGCUAUCCGUUGGAAGACUUGAGCGAAACACUCAAACCUCCUCCGUCCGUUCGAACGUGGGGACGUCAUAGACGGGACUCGUCGAUGGUGUCGUCCGCAACGGUUCAAAUCGGUCUACGUAUCUCGAACGUCGCGGACAUAGGGCCAUUGCCCAAAACUUCCACAGAAAUAGAGAGAGAGUACACGCCGUACUAUCCUCAGAACGAGCUACCAGCUACUGCUUACAGACCAAGUCCUCUCGCAACUUUCAAUGCUCAGAGCUCUCCAAUGUUACAAGAUCCUAUCAAAGCGAUCGAUACAGUUACGAAAAACGUUCUGCCUACAUCUGCCAAUUCCGAGGGAGACGGGAGCAACCACACUCUGAGUCCGACGGUCUAUAAUCCAAACAGCCCUACAAAGACAAAGACCCCGAGUCCAAAGGGAGUUGGGUUCAACGUCCCCCGAAGAGCAAAUACGACACCGAUACAGGGAACAUCGACACCACCACCACCAACUCACAACCGUGGAAACUCGAGUGGCGUCGCAGAUAGCAGGUCUGAUUGGAUUUGAUGUCCAUAAGACUGGCGAGCUUGAUAUUAUCUGCUUUUGAGGUUAUAGAUAAAAAGGAUGCAUCAAUAUGUACCACUAGAACCCGUCUCUCCGCCGAGACUGAAUCCCUUCAUUAGCUUUCCUUCGACUGUUGUCAUUUUUGCUUUACCAAAGCGCAAUGAA
This is a messenger RNA of Annulohypoxylon truncatum, 2597 nucleotides long. RefSeq lists its product as uncharacterized. The transcript is spliced from 4 exons. Lineage: Eukaryota; Fungi; Ascomycota; Sordariomycetes; Xylariales; Hypoxylaceae. The record is from RefSeq and is a predicted model, not a curated record. Bases 459 to 2435 code for a protein of 658 amino acids.